Molecule: messenger RNA, 1127 nt
Organism: Nelumbo nucifera (sacred lotus)
Lineage: Eukaryota; Viridiplantae; Streptophyta; Magnoliopsida; Proteales; Nelumbonaceae
Product: putative pyridoxal 5'-phosphate synthase subunit PDX2
Biological process (GO): pyridoxal 5'-phosphate biosynthetic process; pyridoxine metabolic process
Cellular component (GO): glutaminase complex; cytosol
Molecular function (GO): glutaminase activity
Source: RefSeq, a predicted model, not a curated record
GGCUGACAGCUCGAGAACGCGUAUCUCCCGAUUUGUGAAUUGUGACUCACCGCCAUCGAGGGAGUACGGGAGUCAUACAAAACGUAAGGUGUAUCGUAAUUUCCUUCUCCUCGUUUUGCAGUUGCAGCCUUGCAGGGCAAGGAGUGAGCUACUGUUCCGAUAACAUGGCCGUCGGUGUCCUUGCUUUGCAGGGAUCUUUUAACGAACACAUAGCAGUUCUCAGAAGGAUCGGAGUGAAAGGGAUAGAGAUAAGAAAGCCCGAGCAGCUCCAGAAUGUACAUGCUCUUAUAAUUCCAGGAGGGGAGAGCACUACCAUGGCCAAGCUCGCUGAAUACCAUAACCUGUUUCCUGCUUUGAGAGAAUUCGUCAAAAUGGGGAAACCUGUGUGGGGGACCUGUGCGGGUCUCAUCUUCUUGGCAAACAAGGCCGUCGGACAGAAAGAAGGAGGACAGGAACUCAUCGGAGGGUUAGAUUGUACUGUCCAUCGGAAUUUUUUUGGCAGCCAGAUUCAGAGCUUUGAGGCAGAGCUGUCAGUACCGGAGCUUGCAGCCAAAGAAGGUGGUCCUCAAAGUUCUCGUGGAGUUUUUAUUCGUGCUCCAGCAAUCCUUGAAGCAGGCCCAGAAGUUGAAGUCUUAGCUGAUUAUCCCAUUCCCUCGAAAAAAUUGACAGAUUCAAAAUCUGUAACUGGAAACCAGGAGGUGAAAAUUGGGUCCAAAGAUAAAGUAAUUGUGGCUGUAAGGCAAGGGAACUUGCUCGCAACUGCUUUCCACCCUGAAUUGACUGCGGACACACGAUGGCAUAGUUAUUUCUUGAAGAUGAUGGCAGAAUGUGGUGAUCAGGGUAACUUCUCUACCGGAGGAGAUGAUAUCAAUGACAACCAACAGCAGCUGAGGAAUGAUCUGCCCAUAUUUCAGUAGUAGCAAAGUGGCACUGAUGGUUGUUUUCCCUGCAUUUUACUUUGAUCUCUCUUCAAAAUGCAUGUUAUCUGUUAAGGCAUUAUUGCAUAUAGAACAGAAAUGUUUUUCUUUUGGUUGGUAGAUUUGUUCCAGAACAGCAGGGUUAACCUAAUUCUGCAGGUUGUUGUUGUAUAUAUUAAUGAAGCAAAAUCUCAUGAUAUUUUGCUUCCA